Messenger RNA from Ectocarpus siliculosus, 402 nucleotides. The record is from the annotation of a GenBank genome assembly. NCBI's taxonomy places the organism in Eukaryota, Phaeophyceae, Ectocarpales, Ectocarpaceae.
AUGCUGCGGGAGGGUGCUGUGCCCUCUAGGCUCCAGCAAGGAUGCAUCUUGUUGCUGGCAGCAGCUCUCGUUGCGACGGGCGUUUCAGGCGGCCAAUGGUUCAUGGAAGCUGACUACGUCGUGUUUGGCUACCUGGACCAGGAGGAAUGGAGCGUGGAUUCUGGGUACACCGUGGGACAGUUCUGGGGUCUGGUGACGCAGACGCUGUGCCUGCCCGCGGCGGCGGUGGCCCUCAUGACCUUCGCUCUCCACUCCUACAAGUCUCCGGCGUGGCCGUCAUGGGUGAAGGCGGUGACGUACCUGUCGAUUCUCGUGAUUCUGGCAGUCUGCGCGUCUAUUGCCGACCAUAGGAUGACGGAGGGGUUGGUGGACUGUUUGUGGAGCCUGUGCGAAGAAAUGUGA